CAACUCAGUGUAAUUUAGCAACGCAUGUCUAUAAAUAGUGACAGGGAAUUCACAUCGAAGCCUAGUAUUUGUACAUAUUGACAUUGGUAGUCAGGUCAUUCUAGACGCCGGAGUCGAGCCACAAACAUGAACGAGGGGUUGAAUAAAGCACUGUGUGGAAUGACCACUGUCCUGGACGAAAAUUUAGCCGAAGUAGCGGUGGAGGACCUGGUAAAAGACACGGACUGUAUAGGUCUUUACUUCUCCGCCCACUGGUGUCCCCCUUGCCGAGGAUUUACACCUGUCUUAGCGGAUUUCUACAAAACUCUGAAGGCAAAGGGAGGAAGCAUUGAAGUUAUCUUCAUUAGCUCCGAUCGGGACGAGGCCAGCUUCAAAGAAUACUUUGGUACCAUGCCCUGGCAUGCCCUCAAAUUUGGCCAACCCGAAAAGCAAACCUUGGGAGAGCUAUACGGCGUUAGGGGGAUUCCCUCACUGAUAAUCCUAGACAAGAACGGAGCCGUAAAAGACAGCAAUGGAAGAGGCACUGUUCAGGCAAAUCCUUCAGCCGACAGCGUUCCGUCCUCCUGGAAGUAGAGCACUUCUUUUAUGUAUUGGGGAACAUUUAUUAACGUCUGCAAUUCCUUAUAAUUCUUUAUUUAUUUGUGCAACAUUACUGACAUAUGAACAGGGUUCAACCACGCGUAUACUCAGUUAACACGUGUAUUUCAUUGAAUUCUUAUCUUUAUAUACAUGUAUUUGACUAGAUUAAAUGGAAUGAAAAAGGCUUC
This is a messenger RNA of Ostrea edulis (European flat oyster), 767 nucleotides long. RefSeq lists its product as uncharacterized. The record is from RefSeq and is a predicted model, not a curated record. The coding region runs from base 127 to 573 and encodes 148 amino acids. The transcript is spliced from 3 exons. Lineage: Eukaryota; Metazoa; Mollusca; Bivalvia; Ostreida; Ostreidae.